Leishmania braziliensis MHOM/BR/75/M2904 is the source of this 1005-nucleotide messenger RNA. Its product is annotated as putative cation transporter. Gene Ontology annotation, cellular component: plasma membrane. The record is from RefSeq and is a predicted model, not a curated record. Gene Ontology annotation, molecular function: zinc ion transmembrane transporter activity. The transcript has a single exon. Bases 1 to 1005 code for a protein of 334 amino acids. Gene Ontology annotation, biological process: zinc ion transmembrane transport. NCBI's taxonomy places the organism in Eukaryota, Euglenozoa, Kinetoplastea, Trypanosomatida, Trypanosomatidae.
AUGGACUACCGUGACACGCCUUGGUCGCCGAGUUGCGAAGCACCGAAAAGCGAAAGCUACAGUAUUGCGUGGCAUGUUGUCGCCCUAUUUGUUGUACUCGGUUGCUCCCUCUUAGGCACCGUACUUCCAAUUCUUGGCAAGCGUGCUUCUACCUUCCACAUACCCGAGUAUGCCUAUGCAAUCGGUAAAUCUGUCGCUACCGGCGUGGUGCUCGGGGUGGCGCUUAUCCACAUGCUGAAACCGGCUAAUCAGUCCCUCACGAGCGAGUGCUUGCCGAGUGCCAUCCGCAACCUCUCCAACCCGCUCGCGUACACCAUCUGCCUCAUUUCAGUUGCAAUAAUGCACUCUCUGGAAGCAUGCCUGCGUGCCUUCGUCCAGGACUGCAGCGCCGUUCUCAACUCCCCCAUUACCAGUGAGGAGAGCAAGCAUUUGCUCUCUGGCUAUAAAGCUGGUGAUCGACACUUCCACCCGCCUGUCCCUGCACUCGAUGACUCGGAAGACCCUGUUGGCUUGCAGAUCUUGUCAGCCGUCUUGCUGGAGUUUGGCGUUUCGCUGCACAGCCUGUUCAUCGGCCUCACCGUCGGUGUGUGUGCCGAUGCGGAGCUUUACACACUGAUGUGCGCCUUGUCGUUUCACCAGUUCUUCGAGGGCGUUGCACUCGGCUCCCGGAUCGUGGAUACGGCUCUGAGCCUGCAUACCGAGUACAUAUUUGUUGCCGUCUUUGUGCUCUCGGCUCCCUUUGGCACUGCCGUCGGCAUCAUGUGUGUGUGCAAGCAAGUGAUUAACACCAAGGGCAGUUCGUAUCUUCUAACGCAGGGUAUUCUGGAGUCGGUGUGCGCCGGGAUUCUGCUCUACAUCGGCUUUCAGCUACUGAUGGAUCACUUCUACACCGAUGUGCGGUCCAACAUUCACAGCGUACGCUCGCCGUGUGGGUUCCUGUUAGUCAUGCUGAUAGCCUUCUGGGCGGGCGUUAGUAUCAUGGUGCUGAUUGGACAAUACUUGUGA